AAUUGUAGCCUCUGCCGCAGCAAAUUUCUUCGGUAGUGAGGCAAUUGCCAACGAUAAUUCAUAUCAACCAAAAGUAGAAGGACAAGAUUUUGUAACAUGGUGCACAACAUCGAUACCUGAGCAAAAAAAGUGUUUAAAACUAGCUAAUAUCUCAGUGCAAGACAAAGGCCUAUUUGGUCAGGAUUAUAUUGAAAUACAAUGUAAACGAGCAUUUGACACAGAAGAGUGUAUGACAUGGGUAGAUAGAGGUGAAGCAUCCCUAUUGGCGUUAGAUGCAGGUGAAGUGUAUGUUGCUGGUAGAUUUCACUCCCUAGUGCCCAUCAUUCAAGAGUUAUAUGGCAGAGGAGAACCUUACCAGUAUGCUGUGGCAGUCAUUAAAAAAGGAGGCCUACCAGAUGUUCAGCCUGGCAUAGGCCUACAUGGCUUGCGAGGUGCCAAAGCUUGCUUUCCGGGUGUUGGAUCACUAGCUGGAUGGGUCAUGCCAAUACACACUUUGAUGAAGGAAGGUGGCUUGAAGAUAACUGACUGUAACAAUCAUGUAAAAUCAGCGGUGGAAUAUUUUGGGGAAUCAUGUGCUCCUAAUUCUUUGAAAGACAUGUACAAUCCUAUUGGAGAUAAUUCUGAUAAGUUAUGUAAGCUCUGUGUUGGUGGAGCAGGUGUACGGUGUACAUUAGCCGACCCACAUGCUGGAUAUGAAGGUGCAUUGAGAUGCUUAAUCUCCAAUGGCACUGGAGACAUUGCAUUUGUACGUGACACAACUAUACAACAUACAUUGCUGUCUCAUAAAAUAUUAGGUGGUGUGACUGAAGACAAUUUCGAGUUGAUAUGCAGAGAUGGUUCCCGAAUGCCAGUACAAGAGUGGGAACAAUGUAACUGGGGUCGGGUUCCUGCUGACGCCAUUGUCACCAGUAGUGCAGCAACAGUAAAGCAGAAGAAAAAAUACCAAAACUUGUUGUUGAAGAUAUUGGAAUUAUAUGGAGAACCAAAUCCAUUUAACAAGAUAUCCAACCGCACUCUGGAUUACCAGCCUCGUGAUCCAUACGGUAACUUGAUAACAACCACUGAAAAGUCUAAAUACCAAUAUGAUACAUAUAGAAAAGAAAAUGGAGACAGACAGUUUGAUGCUUCAAAUGAAAACAUAUCACCUUUUAGACAAAGAUUAGAUCCAUCCGGACAUCCCAUUGAGUCACCGUUUCAACUGUUUCAGUCUGACGGUACUACAGACUUGUUGGUACAGGACGCCACAAUUAACUUCCGGAUGCUCAAAGAAGACCAACAAGCAGCACAGCACAUUUUAAAUAACAAAUUAGUUGGAGAUCAAGCCGAAAAAGCUGUAGUUGGUAUACGGGACUGUCCCGUGAAGAGAGCUACACUGUGUAUCACUAGUGACCAAGAGAUGGACAAAUGUGUUAAAAUGAGGGUUGCGUUGAAAGCUGCUUUCCUGUCGCCCACGCUGGUGUGCUGGCGCGCGCACAGCAUGCGGCACUGCGAGCGCGCCAUCGCGGAGGGCACGAGCGACUUCGCGAUGUUCGACGCGGCCGACAUGCUGCACGCCGCCUACAGGCACCGGCUCGUGCCCUUCAUGCAGGAGAUCUAUUCGAGCGGGGACAACUGGUACUACGCGGUCGCGGUCGCAAAAGAGCAAGAUCCGGACACUGACCUGACAUAUUUACGCGGCAAGAACACUUGCCACACCGGUAUCGGAAUGGCCGCUGGAUGGGUCUAUCCUUUGGCCUACCUCAUAUCGAACGGAUGGAUUCGUUCUUAUGGCUGUGACGGCGCACACGCAGCCGCUCAGUACUUUAGCAAAUCCUGCGCUCCCGGCGCUUUGAGCAGCGAAUACGUGGAUUCUGGAACCGUACCUCAUGACAAUUUGUGCCAUCUAUGCCACGGAGCUUCUUUCCGUCGGUGCCGUCGCGACGCCAGCGAGGACUACUACGGGCACGUGGGCGCGCUGCGCUGCAUGGUGGAGGGGGGCGGCGACGUGGCCUUCGUGCGGCACAGCGCACCCGCCGAGGUGUCGGGCGGCCGGCGCCGCGAGUGGUGGGCCAGGGACCUGCUGCCCGACGACCUGCAGCUGCUGUGUCCUGACGGAACUCGUGCGAAAAUGCACGAAUAUAAACAAUGCAACCUCGGCAAGGUACCUGGCUCAGUGUUGAUGGGUAGAGCCAAUCACACCGAGCUUGACACCUACUCUAACCUCAUGGUGUAUGCACAGCAGCUUUAUGGAUCAACUGCAUCUGAUGAGUUCAGCUUUAGCAUGUUCUUAUCGCAACCUCCAUUCGCGGACCUCAUAUUCAGCGACGCGGCCGUACGCCUUAAGCCCCUUCCACAUGCCGAACGUUCAGCAGAAAUCAUAGCAGGCAAAGCUCUAUCUAGAGCUGCUCGCAUCGUCUCGUGUGACGCCCCACAAGCUUCUUACUACAUAGCUUCAGAUCCAGACUUUCUAUCAAAGGCGUACACAACUGGAGUGGUCGGACACGUGAUUGCAAUUGCACUAUUUGUCGUCGCAUUAUUACGAUAAGGAAAAAACACAAUAUAAUUAGAUUUUUUAGAUAUUACGGUUUCUUUAAUAGAUAAGAUCUAAUGUAAUUUCGUCCAGCCAAGUGCCUGAUAUGCAUAGUACUUUAUUAGAUUUAAAUAUGAAUAUAUAUAAAGCUUUAAGUUUAUUUUGAAUUAACUUUAAAAAUGUUUGAUAUGACAAAAUCAAAAACUUUUUUAGACAUUUUUUUUAUUGUAUUUACAUGAUUUUCCGUCCAAAUGAAUC
Messenger RNA from Vanessa tameamea, 2767 nucleotides. It is a transcript of the gene Tsf2, whose product is annotated as transferrin 2. The transcript has 15 exons. Gene Ontology annotation, biological process: iron ion transport. Gene Ontology annotation, cellular component: recycling endosome; plasma membrane; extracellular region. Bases 230 to 2524 code for a protein of 764 amino acids. NCBI's taxonomy places the organism in Eukaryota, Metazoa, Arthropoda, Insecta, Lepidoptera, Nymphalidae. The record is from RefSeq and is a predicted model, not a curated record.